AUGAGACAACCGCUACGUGUGGUUGGCACUACAAGACGGGAGCUGGCUACGAGUACGGCUAUGUAUUACCAGAUGGAGACCAAAGACCGUGUACGAAAUUCUGCAGGCAGCGAGAAGACAGACGAGAAGAUUGUUGGCUUGCAUUCCGAAUGGAUGUUUGCGAAGCAAGCUCUCUACCCGAGAACAAGUGAAGAACAUCAACUGAAAACGGCAACCCGGCACACCUAUGCGACAGCGCAG
This is a messenger RNA of Mesorhabditis spiculigera, 240 nucleotides long. The record is from the annotation of a GenBank genome assembly. NCBI's taxonomy places the organism in Eukaryota, Metazoa, Nematoda, Chromadorea, Rhabditida, Rhabditidae.